UAACUUCUCAGGGCGGGAAAUCACCGUCUUGGUAAAACCCAUAUCCGAAAUCGUUCAUUUUUUCUUUUCUUUUUGUUUCCUGGAUAUUUGUUUUAUUACGUGUACCGGUUGUAAGAAAAUAGAGACUUUUGAAUUUUUUCAGUUUUUAUCAGUAAUAACGCCGGUUAGUAUGCGAACAAAAGUGACUAAAUGACUUCUGAACAUUCCUAAGAGCAGACGACAUUUUUUUUCUACUUUUUGGCCGAUUUUACCAGCAAAUCCGGAGUACUCAGACUAAUGCAAACAGAGUUAAUGACGUCCCUUUUAUUUAAUCAUUAGCAGUCUGUAACAGGCUCAUAGGUGACGUGAAAUAAACAGUAUGACUCGACUUGCAAGAAAAAGAAGUACAAAGGCCUCAGGUUCAGAAUGCAAGCAAGGGCAGACCACUCCACUCAAGAAGUUACAGAAAACAGAAAGCACAAUGUCGGAAAGUGUAGCCGGGGCUGAUGUUGGACUUCCAAAACCUGAUACGGAGGAGGUUAUCUCCCUUGCUACUGGAGAUGGAACAUUACAGUCCAGAUGCUUACCUCGGACUCUGCCCCAAUCUCCAAAAAUCAUUAGGGGAAAGAAAAGUUGUGCCUCCUCACGGAAAAUUUCACUUGUUGCUUCAAGGGGAAAACAUGAAGACAAGUCUGAAAAAGUAAUCAAUCAAGGGGGAGACAACUGUCAGGAUUUGACCUCCUGUGUAAAUCACCCAGAAAAAGGUACCGAAAAACAAAAAGAUGAUGCAGAAGUUCAGCAAGAUGGUAACAGGGAAGAAAAAGAGAGGAAAACCAUUUCUGAGGAAGAGAUUAGUGUGUCCAAAGAAGACAGCCCCACUGAUAUUAACACUUACAUGUACAAGGACCCUCUGAAGACACAGGAAUCAGCUGAAAAUACCACCGUGAAGAAUGGUGAGAGUUUUGCGGAUGUCAUAGACAUAGAAUUGCAGCACAGCACAGAAAGUGUAACCUCUGUUGGCCCUAUAAAGACAGAGUCCUCUCAAGUUUCUACCUCAAUUGAAUACAACAAAAGUUCUGGAUCUAAAGUCUGCCAUCUCUCAUCAGAAACAACAACUCAGGACACUAACUCCAAUACAUGUGUUACAGACAAGAGCUUGGCUCCAGAUGCCAGUACUGUUGGUUGUGUUAAACUGGCAGAAUCUACCACAGCUUCAGUGUCUAAAGUGGAGUCUGCAACGUCCAAGAAUGACCACCAGCCAGGUGUUACAUCUUGCACAGCUCAGCCAGUUAUAGAAUCCAAGGGAAAUAAUCAGAUGGCUUUGACUUUAUUACAAAACAAGGAUAAGCUAAAUACACCUGGGAAUACAUAUGACCCUGUGACAGCAAAGACUGAUGUUCAGGCAAUAAACAAGGACAAUAGCAUUGAGAGAAUUGCAGCAGAGAAUCAGGUUACAGAUCAACCAAUUGCACUACAGGAUACAAACCAGCCUUUCUCACCACUGAUUACUGAUGAGCCUAUCUCAUCACUGUACACAAACCAGCUUGGCACACAGCAGGUUACAGAUCAUCCAAACUCAGCAGACAUUGAAGAUCAAAGACUCACCUUAUCCAAGAAUACAGAUCAGUUGGAGCAGAGUGCACUGGAGCCAGUAACACUGUCACAAGGAAUUGAGAAACCGACAAGUCUCCAAAUUGUGGAAAGGUAUAAGAAGAGGGAUUCAUCAGUUGAGACAUCUCAAAGCUUGUCUGCUAUAGAAAUAAACACAGACAAUCCUGGUCAUCAACAAUUUAACAUGGAGCAUAAGCUUCUGCCAACAUUACCUAACUGCUUUAUCUCUGAGGAUGAUGCUGUUAAGACAGAAACAGACACACCUACCACAACAGCCAAAAGUGAAACUGAAAGUAAGGGUACGUGUAAGGAUGAGGAUUUGCAAAGUGAAAGCUUAGAGAUGGAUACUCAGCCCUUUAUGCCCACUGCUGAUCAAGUCUGUCUGAACUCAGAUGAUGUAGACAUGGUCUCAUAUGCUAGACCAGGUGGUAGUGUGCCCCGAGCUGUAGGCCAGGUUGAGAACAUGAUGGAGGACGGUGACAUCACAGACUCUCAGCUCUGCAGCAUGGAGUGGGAGGCCAGAGACACAAUGUCAUCAGAUACAGGUCCAGCAAACAGAACUGAAGUUGGCAGUCCUGGGAAGCCUGUAAGAGUUGUGUCCCCUGACACAGGGUCUCCUGCCCAGAGUCGGCCAGCAGAUGGCACCAAAGUGGUACAGGGUCUGAUCAAGGAAUUGUUCAGCAUUAACCAGUCCUUGAUAAACACCAAGAGAGAGAUGGAAGCUGUUUGUGCGAGGCAACAAGGAAAAGAAAAUCAUAAGCCACACACUUGGCGCUGAAGAUGACCUCUGUGAAAAAUCACCAUGGAGUUGGUAUACAGCAUCAACAUGUAACAAGCUUGUUGUUCAAGAAAUACAUUAUUCUAUGUUGGUCAUUAAUUUUAUGCAUGGAUUAUAGAAAUAGGUACCUUUACCAUAUUAAUGCAAGGAUAGUUUGAACAUUUUAAGACAAGAAGUUUUCUUAUAUGCUGAGAAAUGUAAAAAAAGAUAGCAUUUUAAGUCUAGUCAAAUUUAGCUUUUAAUUAAUUACAUGGACCUACCAAACAAGUACAUGUGCUUAGGCGUUCAAUCAUUCCUUUUGCUUGCUGUUAGUUGACAUUGGUGAUAUUCUGUAUAUUUUUGGUGCUUUGUUAACACAUUGCAUUUUAAUUGGACAGCCUUUUUUGGUUACCAGUACCGACAUCUCAGUCCCAUGCUGCUUUGUCUAGGAUAAAGACAUUCUGUUAUGGUGUUUAUCUUUGGUACUGUAUUAAACUUCUGAAAUUCUACUCUAUGGUUUGCCUUAUUAGACUGCAUUUUCCUGGACAUUGACAACUCAGUCUCAGACUGUUUU
Messenger RNA from Liolophura sinensis, 2921 nucleotides. RefSeq lists its product as uncharacterized. The record is from RefSeq and is a predicted model, not a curated record. Bases 359 to 2368 code for a protein of 669 amino acids. Lineage: Eukaryota; Metazoa; Mollusca; Polyplacophora; Chitonida; Chitonidae. The transcript is spliced from 7 exons.